Molecule: messenger RNA, 1918 nt
Organism: Exophiala oligosperma
Lineage: Eukaryota; Fungi; Ascomycota; Eurotiomycetes; Chaetothyriales; Herpotrichiellaceae
Exons: 2
Coding region: 379-1833 (484 amino acids)
Source: RefSeq, a predicted model, not a curated record
UUUCUCUCUUGCAUCGCCUGUAUCACUCAGGAGGCAACGAGCUCCCUUCGCUUGGCCACGCUCUUUUUUUCCUGGGGUAUCGGAGUGGUUUGUGGCAUGUUUGUGGCCCCUCCCAUGCUUGAACUCUUGUCUGUCGAGUCCCGCUCAUCUGACCUUCGACCUUUGUCGCAAGGCAUGACCUCUGCAGCAAUUGCACUGUCUCUCACUCUCUCUCUCAACCUGAUAUUCCCUUACACCUAGCGACGACUUUGAUCUCGAAUAAUGGGUACUACAGCUUCUAUCGAGCCUGUCAUUGCUAGGUGUCGCUACUGUUUGCAUCCGCUCCUUUCGUGAAGCCGUUAGUCAAGGACCCCCGAGCCACUUUCUUGUCUCUCCUACAUGUUUGUGUCGGUUCGCAGUCAAGGCCACCGACGCCGCAGUCAUACCUUUGGCGUCAGUAAGGCUGCCCGAUCUUCCAAGCUCUCCCUUCUCUCUGCCAUCACUAGUGGUUCGCAUGGAUCAAACGAUAGCUCGUCCACAAUUACCCCAGAGUCGUAUAGAAAAUCCUCGUCUGCACCAGGAAAGCGACGCCGAUCGUCCUCACACUCCAAGGGCCCACAGAAGCCGAGGGAUCGGAAGGCGUCGUCUUCGGCGAAGACCAAGCCCGAAACCCCCGAAAAAGAGCAGAGCAUGCCGUGCGAGUCGGUCGAUGUCUUUGCUUUCCUAGUGCAAGACGAUGAGCAGAAUGCCACAUCGCUACACGACGAGGCUGCCCGACCCGUCCAGGAUAAAUAUCAUCAAGUCCGCGAGGAAUCAGACAAUGAGAGCGUCAGCAGAAGCCUGAAUUCGGACUCGGGCAUUUCGAUGGGAGAUAGCUUUAUUUGUCGUCCACACACUGAUUCUUUGGUUGACGGCCACCUACCGUCCUUGCCCGAGGAAUCCCAGGAGACAACCGAGUCCGAGCUGCAACUGGCAAAUGACUCGACGACGUACGAGAGACGCCUACGGUUUCAUUGGCCUGCAGUGCCCCGUCCUACUCACACACCAUACUAUAGCAAAGCGGGCAGAAGGACACCUAGCCCCGAGAACCUACGCCGUCGCAGACCAUCCGUCAGUGAAAGUACUCCACAACCACUCAAAGAGACGACUCUUUCCGGGUACGAUCUCGUUGCUCAUAAGCUGACCCACGAAGAACUGCCCCCCGUGUUUCGACGAUUUCAGAAGAGCAACUACCGAAUGUUGCUUCAGUUACAGGAUGAGAUAUCUGAGAUGGAGGAUGAGCUAUCCGUUCUUGAUCAGUCAGAUAGCAGAAGCCGGAUCAAGGUGGACGGUAGCAUGUCGCCAGCGUCUAGACGUCUCAGCUGGGAAUGGACACAAUCUGACCUUCAAAGCCACCGACUGGAGAUCCUUGGAAGACUUUAUAUCAAGCUCGAACAAUACUACCAAGCUCUCCUUUCUGCGCAGAAAGUGCAAAAACUCUCUGCGCCACCAACACACACAGACAUCGAUCGAUUUCGAACGUGGUUGAGAGAUAAUAACCCGCUUUCGGCUCCAGAGUCCAAAUUCCUAGAUCACGAAGAUGACCUGAUUUGCUUACAUGGCAACUCGACGGCCUCGGGUUCUGCAGGAUCGAUCGUCGGAUUUGUUCCCGCGUGCAUAGUGUCCACCACGCUGCUUCCGCUAUUGUGUUUCAAGAUCAUCACUGGCAUCCUCAGCCGACUGAUCAUACUGGUUGUGCUCUUAGCUGUGGAGUUGGGCAGCCUGGAAAAGCUCGAGAAAUCCAAAGGUGGUCAGCAUCAACAAUGGAUUUUUGCAUGUUUUGGCGUCUUGCUCCUGGUGGCUGUGUUCUUGUGAUUGUUCAUAGACGGCCUGGGACACGAGUGGCAGCACUCCGCAUCACGAUAAUGUUCAUGACAGGAUACCCUUUAUUGAAAUAGAA